Messenger RNA from Cyphellophora attinorum, 1428 nucleotides. Its product is annotated as Non-structural maintenance of chromosome element 4. The transcript has a single exon. The coding region runs from base 1 to 1428 and encodes 475 amino acids. The record is from RefSeq and is a predicted model, not a curated record. Gene Ontology annotation, cellular component: nucleus; Smc5-Smc6 complex. NCBI's taxonomy places the organism in Eukaryota, Fungi, Ascomycota, Eurotiomycetes, Chaetothyriales, Cyphellophoraceae. Gene Ontology annotation, biological process: DNA repair.
AUGGCGCGCUCAGACGCUAUAGCCAUAGCCACGAACCGCGCAGUCUCUCGCCUGACUGAGUCACCGGCACCGUCGUCAAGGAGUGAUUCACUUGGCCCGGGCGAAUCGGAUAAGGAGAACCACUCGAGUAGCAGAUCGAUUCAGAAGCGGCGAAGCAAUCACCAACAAAUGGAUUCUCCAGAUGUACAGAAUACGGCCAAAAGGAGAAGGACAGAGCAGCGGACUCAGCAAAGUCAGAAAACGGGCGACAAAAUUGACACCACCUACUACGAUCCAAAGCAAGACCCGGAGGAACGACGACAUACUAAGCGGAAAAUCCGAGAGCUUCAUACAGAUCUCAACGACCAUCGACAGGAGUACCUGCAGGCCAAUUCUUCAGGACUGGUGGACACUGUCAACAAGGCCAAUGAGUACUUCAAGAAUGUCAAGCAAACAGCAGACGCCGCUGUUGACGCACGUUUACUUGUUGCUGCGGCUGAUCUAUCAUACAAGAAGAUCAACACCCUGACGCUAGGCGAUUCAUCGGUCGGCAUCGAUGUUGAUGACUUCGUCACAAAAUGCAUCGCGUUUAUGAAGCGGCCAGAAACCGGAGAGGACGAGGAGGAGCAAGCGCGUCCUGCAAGCACUCAGACUCAGCGAAAUAGACGGAGACGAACACAAGCAGAAGACGACGACGAAGAUGGGGAUGGCCCUAUGAACUGGGAAUAUCUCGGUCGGCGUGCGUGCAAUGUGUACAAUUCACGUCCUGCCCUCUCUGGCUUCCUGCUCGGACCCUUGUCUGUCGAGAAAAAAGUCCGGCAAAUCACGCAACGACGGGCGCGAGAAGCCCGUGGAGAGCCAACACAAACGAGUCGAACUCUGCAAUUGACCGAAGAAGAGCUCGACAACCAAGAGAAGCAAAACUUGACUGUCAUCUGCGGUCAGAUCCUAAGCAUAUUGAACGAUUACCAAGAUGCUGCCUCCAGGAGCGUUACAGCAGAGUACGAAGAACGCCACACAGCAGACAUGGACGACGAGGAGACGCAAAAGUUGGUAGAAUCGCUGAUGGACAAGUAUCACAUCAUGUCGAACGGCGCAGUGCCACUGUUCCAAUUUUGUGUCAAUCCAAAAUCAUUCGGCCAAACAGUGGAGAAUUUGUUCUAUGUCAGUUUUCUGGUCAAGGAAAGCAAAGCAUGGCUAGGGUAUGAUGCACACGGCAUGCCGACGAUAGGCGUGGCGGAAGAACGGCCUCUCGCUGAGCGACAAUUAGCACAGCGGAAUCAGGCUGUGUUCACAAUAUCAUUCGAUGUUUGGGAGACUGUGUCGGAAAGUUUUGGUAUUGACAAGUGUAUUAUACCUCAUCGAAGCGAUCAGGUGUAUGACGAUGGAGUCCUCGCAGAGCCGGCCCCGAAUGGUGAUGGAGGCGAAGAUCCUGACAUGUACGAUUAA